This is a messenger RNA of Tetrahymena thermophila SB210, 1668 nucleotides long. RefSeq lists its product as hypothetical. The transcript has 6 exons. Lineage: Eukaryota; Ciliophora; Oligohymenophorea; Hymenostomatida; Tetrahymenidae. The record is from RefSeq and is a predicted model, not a curated record.
AUGAAUAAGCACUUUUAAGUAGAUUUAGAAAAUUAAUCUGACAUCUCUCAAGGCGAGGUUAGGGUUUAAAAUGAGUUUGAUAAGAUAGAAAAAGACAUUAGACAAAAGAAAACAAGUUAAAAAGACCAAAAGUUUGGUAAAGGACGCACUGGAGCUGAUGAAAAAGAUCCAGUAAAAGUGAUUGAAUAUGAAAAAUUUGAGUAAUACUUAAACAGCAUGCAAACUGUUAACAAUCAUAAUUUAGCUGUGGCAACAAAUUAUAUGAUGCAGUUGCAAUAAAUGUAAAUUGAUUUACAAAGGGAAUAGGAAAAUUCGUACAAAGCACUGAAAAGAGCAGAACAUUUGGAAAGGAAAUAUGAAAUAUCAACUAAAAGGUUAUAAGAAACAAUAGAUAGAUUUAGAUUAGAAAGAGAUGAAGCUUUGGCUGUAAAUAGUAAAUUAGCAUAUGAAAAGUAAAUCCAUGAUGAUGUUAUUGCAGAAAAAGACAAUUUAAUAAACAAUAAAAACACGCUCAUAGAACAAUUAGAAGAUAACAUUAAGAUUAAAGAAGAAGAAUUAUAAAAUUUGAGGGUUGAUAAUCAUGCUUUGAUGGAGAAAAAUAAAGAGCUAAAUGAACUAAAUAAGCAAUUAUAAUUGAGCAUCGGUUCUGCUACAUAUCAGGUGGAUGUAUUAGAAAAACAAGUUAAAAGAGAUAACCAACUCUUCGAUGAAUUUAAAAAUAAUAUGAGACUUGAGAUGAAAUAAAAAGAAAAUUAGCUUAUUAUUGAAACUAAAUUAAGACAAUAAAUAGAAAAGGAAACUGUCAAUUUAGUUGAUAAAAUUUCUCAUCUUGAAGAUAAACUUCUUUCGGUAUAAACUCAGAAUGAAAGAUUAGAGCUCGAAAAUAAAAAAAAUAAAGAGAAGAUUUAAGCUUACGAUGAAGGAUAUAAAACUUACUUUAAGUAAGAAAUAUAAGAUAUUUAUGAGAAGAAUGUGGCUAAAUCUAACUCUUUGGAAAACUAACUCGAAGACCAAAGAGCUAAAAAUGCAGAUUUGCAAAGAUAAUUAAACAUUUUGUAAUUUUAGAUAAAACAAGCAGAAGCUUCUAGAUCUUAUUAUAUGAAAGAAAGCGAAGAUGCAGAAGUAGCAAUCUAAAUGGUGAAGCAAGAAAAGACAAAUUAUCUUGAUGAAUUUAGAAAAUUGAAGGAGUAAUACGAAAAGACCAUUAGUGACCUCUAAAACUAAUUGAAGGAAUGCCAGAUGCAAAUCUUUAAAUAAACAGAAGACUCUAAAAGUCUUCGCAUGCACUUAGAUGCAUAUGAAGAUAGAAUUACUUAUUUGCUUGAAAUUUAAGAAAUUAUGUCACACUCUACUGAUAGCAAUACAUAUAAAUUUAUCUCAGACUUAAAGUCUCAAGGUAUAAAUAACUUCUCUAAAGAAGAAUUUCAAUAAAUAAAAGAACAAGCUUUACGCGAACAUGAUUUAACUUUGGCUAAACGUGAUGCCAUGUUUAAAGAACACUAAUCCAAAAGAAAUAUAGAUGAAACCCUAAAUCAAGAUUAUGAAAAACAUAAAAAUGCUUACAAUAAAUAGAGUGACUUAGACUCUGAAUGGAAUAAAAUCUUUCAUAAACUAAACAAUAUUCAAGUAAAAUCAGAUAAUCAAUCAAAGUUACAAUAGCUCUACUGA